Folsomia candida is the source of this 1361-nucleotide messenger RNA. RefSeq names its product glutenin, high molecular weight subunit DX5-like. The record is from RefSeq and is a predicted model, not a curated record. NCBI's taxonomy places the organism in Eukaryota, Metazoa, Arthropoda, Collembola, Entomobryomorpha, Isotomidae. The transcript is spliced from 3 exons. The coding region runs from base 25 to 1161 and encodes 378 amino acids.
GGUCAGUUUCCUAGCCAAGGUCAAAUGCAAGGUCAGCUGUCCGGCCAGGGCGAACUGCAAGGUCAGGUUCCUAGUCAAGGACAAAUGCAAGGUCAGCUGCCCGCCCAGGGAGAAAUGCAAGGUCUGUCUCCCAGCCAAGCCCAAAUGCAAAAUCAACUUCCUAGCCAAGUACAAAUGCAAGGUCAGCUGCCCAGUAACGGCGAAAUUCAAAAUCAAUUUCCCAGCCAAGGCCAAAUGCAAGGUCAGUUACCCGGUCAAGGAGAAAUGGCUGGUCAAAUGCCCAGCCAGGGUGGGAUGCAAGGUCAGUUUCCUAGCCAAGGUCAAAUGCAAGGUCAGUCGCCCGGUCAGGGUGAAAUGCAAGGUAUGUCUCCCAGCCAAGGCCAAAUGCAAGGUCAGUUGCCCGGUCAGGGCGAAAUACAAGAUCAAAUGUCCAGCCCGAGUGGAAUGCAAGGUCAAGGAGGUUAUCAAGCCUCUGGUGAAACGAGUGAGGCACAAUUAGGUGGACAUGGUAAUAUUGUACCUGGCCCCAGAAGUGACUUGUCCAUUACGAGCUCAACAAAUAGUGGGGUUCCAGGAUCUACCACCAACCUUCCUCCUGGACAGCAGCAACCAUCGGGACAAUCUACUUAUCAAGGUCAAGGUCCUUCUUCGUCGUCUACAGGUGGACCAAGUGACACCAGCAACAAUGCACAAGGUGGCCUCUUCUCAUCCUGGUUUGGAGGUGGUGGUGGUGGUCCAACAAGUGGCGACGCUGGGACCAUUGCUGCGGCGAAAGACUUGGCCCGACGAAGUCAAGAAGUUCUCAAUGUUCUCUCACAAUCACGAAACCGUGACCAAGAGGCUGGAGAUAAUGCGGACUGGGCUCGUGCCGUUCGUGACUUUAUUGACGGACAUGUCACAAUUAUUCGGCGGCUGCUUAAUGGCGAAAUCACAAUCUCUGAAGCGAACGGGACCGUUUGCGCCCUUACAGUGUCUCUCGUCGUUGGUUUAGUCAUCGGGUAUGCGAUCGCGCGUUCGAUUGGGCUUUGUGGUGGGGGCAACUCCAUUUCUGGGGGUGGAACAGGUGCCCAUAUUGACAGAAUAACUGCGCUCGAAGGCAAACUUCCCUUCUCUCUGACCGAUGGACCUGAUCCUGGUUUUGGCAAAUGUACGACUCGAUGAAAGGUUUUUGAAGAUAAUGAAAAACCACAAGGGUCAUAAAUUGUAUAAAGGAAUGAACUCAAGCAAAUCGAUUUUUACAUACUAUUAAACACCUUGAAUAAAAUAUAUUUCUGAUUAAAAUAACUUCAAAUAAAUUCACAAUUCAACAAUAGAAAUAAGUACAAUUCAUUUCGUCAAUUUUUACUUGAAAUUCUAAAUAA